AUAAACAAUAGCCAAACAAUAAUGAUAGUUAGGAAAAAAGCUUUCUGUUAUAUAAUUCGGCAUACCGGUUCGACUUAGGCGCAGAGUUGCGUCAUUGUUUACAAAAGCAGCAAAGCGAAUAAGUAUAUUUGUGUGGUUUCAUACGGACUUGGUUAGCAUAAGCUUACUUACUGGAUCUGCCGCCCUAGAAUGGUCCGGAAGCGGCUACCAUCGGAGUAUUAAUUAUUAAGUAUUAUUUUACCGCGCCAUGCCUUUGCAUCACUCGAUCACGCCAUGAAAAGGGCUUCUUUUGAUUCAUUUUGCCUGACAUUUCUUUCCUAUCGCCUACCUCUAGCGCUGGACCCGUUGUUUCUAUUUACAAUUUUCUUCCUGUCGCCUGGUUUCCCUCUCGCCUCCGAUUAGGGAGUUCUGAUCAGGAUGUCAUCAAUCACUAGCCCCGCCAACCCACCGGUGGUGAUAGAUUCGGCCAUCCAGCAGAUAGGCAAUACGCCUUUGGUCCGGCUGAACAAAGUCCCAAAGAGUCUGGGAAUUGAAGCGACCGUGUAUGCAAAGCUGGAGUUCUUCAAUGCAGGCGGCAGUGUCAAGGACAGGAUCGCAUUGCGUAUGAUCGAGGAGGCGGAACGGACAGGAAGGAUAAAGCCUGGGGAUACCUUGAUUGAACCCACCAGUGGUAACACGGGUAUCGGAUUGGCCUUGGUUGCGGCAGUGAAAGGCUACAAGACAAUAAUCACGCUUCCCGAGAAGAUGUCUGCAGAGAAGGUAUCCGUCUUGCGUGCGCUCGGUGCCACCAUCAUCCGUACUCCCACACAAGCGGCAUACGACUCGCCUGAAUCCCACAUCGGUGUCGCAAAACGCCUCGAGAAAGAACUGCCCAAUGCGCACAUUUUGGAUCAAUACAACAAUGAGAACAACCCUCUGGCACAUGAACUUGGAACCGCUGAGGAGAUAUGGACACAGACGAAGGGAAAGAUCACAGCGAUCGUGGCAGGCGCUGGAACCGGAGGCACCAUCACCGGUCUGGCGAAAGGGUUGAGAAAGCAUAACCCCAACGUCAAGGUUAUCGCCGCGGACCCCUUCGGAUCAAUUCUGGCGUGCCCAGCCUCGCUGAAUGAAGAGCAUGCCAACGAACCCUACAAAGUCGAGGGUAUCGGAUACGACUUCAUACCUAAAGUGUUGGACCAGGACAUAGUGGACAAAUGGUACAAGACAGGCGACAAGGAAUCUUUCCAAUUGGCCAGACGUUUGAUCGCCGAAGAGGGUCUGCUUGUGGGUGGCAGCAGUGGAAGUGCCCUGGCGGCACUUGCAAAGGCCGCGGAGGACAACCAGUUCGGAAAGGACGAUGUUGUGGUUGUCAUUCUACCAGACAGUAUCCGUAGUUAUCUCACUAAGUUUGCGGAUGACGACUGGCUUGCCGCAAAUGGCCUUCUUCCCUCUCCGCCCGUGGAACCUGCAGAAGGUGUCCCUGAAUCGCAGGCUCAGCAGAAGGAUCCUUUGGCUGGAGCUACGGUUAGAUCUCUCAGACUGAAACCAGUGACAACAGUCACGGCCGACUCGUCAUGUGAGGCUGCCAUCGAGACAAUGCGUGAGAAGGGCUUCGACCAGCUUCCAGUGCUGGCACCUUCCAGCAGGAAGCUCGUGGGUCUCGUCACCUUGGGCAAUAUCCUAAGCUGGUUGACACAUGGACGAGCUAGUCCAAAGAGCCCAGUCUCAGAGGUCAUGUUUGAUUUCGCGAAGCUUACCGAAGUGGUCACGGAUCCGAGAGAUAUUAGUGACAUCGACGCGAAGCAGUCUUCCAAGCCCAAGGGCAAGCGCCGCAAGUUCGUUGAAAUCACUCUCGACACUCCUCUCAGUGUCCUGAACCGAUUCUUUGAAUGGAACAGCGCUGCCGUGGUCACCGAAAAGGAUGAGAACGGGACAGUCAAGCCAGUGGCCGUAGCGACCAAAGUCGACCUGCUCACCUGGAUGUUGCAUCGGUCUUAAAUAAGAUUCUUGUUUCUGACUCUUAUUCUUUUUCGUUUACAGUCUCAAUUAUUUGUGUAAUCAGUCAUGAUUGAUGUGUUCUGGGAAUUCAACUCGAACAGAACGGUGGGCGUCUUGAUAGAAUGUGCGUGAUGUUAGACCGGCAUAGGAUUACCGUCUCAACACUUGGCGUGGGGAAAAAAAAGAGAGCCAGUAUAAUUGCAUUUUGAUUCUGUUCGCAUCCUACAAUCUUGCUUGAAUUAAUUCUCAUAUUAGUAGACUAUUAUAGUGUUUCUCCUUAGUCCAGUAUCCAGAAGGAUGUC
Molecule: messenger RNA, 2282 nt
Organism: Paecilomyces variotii
Lineage: Eukaryota; Fungi; Ascomycota; Eurotiomycetes; Eurotiales; Thermoascaceae
Product: putative cystathionine beta-synthase
Exons: 5
Coding region: 418-1980 (520 amino acids)
Cellular component (GO): cytoplasm
Molecular function (GO): cysteine synthase activity; cystathionine beta-synthase activity
Source: RefSeq, a predicted model, not a curated record